This is a messenger RNA of Penicillium chermesinum, 1878 nucleotides long. It is a transcript of the gene tom70, whose product is annotated as putative mitochondrial outer membrane translocase receptor (TOM70). The record is from RefSeq and is a predicted model, not a curated record. Lineage: Eukaryota; Fungi; Ascomycota; Eurotiomycetes; Eurotiales; Aspergillaceae. Bases 1 to 1878 code for a protein of 625 amino acids. Gene Ontology annotation, molecular function: protein-transporting ATPase activity; protein binding. The transcript is spliced from 5 exons. Gene Ontology annotation, cellular component: mitochondrial outer membrane. Gene Ontology annotation, biological process: intracellular protein transport.
AUGUCAAGCGAGUCGCCAUUACCCACGCCCACCCAGAACGUGGUGCUGGACACUGCCAAGCUGCCUGCUUCGCAAUCUUCAUCAAUUUGGGAUCGCGUUUCAAAAUGGGUUUCGGAGAACAAGGCCCUGGUUUACACCAUUGCUGGUGUCGCUGUCGUCGUCACUAGUGCUGGUGUUGUCUAUUACCUCUCCGACUCCAGCAAGCCCACUCCUCCCGCACACAAGAAGAGCAAGACCCAGCGACGAAAAGAGAAGAAGGCUGCCGAGGAAGAAAAGAAAGCCAAGUCGGCCUCCGUCCAAGAUGAGCCUGCUAAGAAGGCCGAAGAGCCCGCUGAGGAGCUUCCCGAAGUCGACGAGGCCACUGUUGGUGAGCUCUCAGAAGAGACUCGCAAGGAUUACGCCGCCAAGUUGAAGGCUGCUGGUAACAAGGCAUAUGGCGCGAAGGAUUAUCCUCGGGCCAUUGAAUUGUACGGCAAGGCCAUCAUCUGCAAGCCCGACCCCGUUUUCUACUCGAAUCGAGCCGCCUGCUACAAUGUGCAGAACAACUGGGAGAAGGUGGUUGAGGAUACAAGUGCUGCUCUUGCUAUGGACAGCGAAUACGUGAAGGCAUUGAACCGCCGUGCGCUCGCUUAUGAGCAGCUCGGCAAGUUCAGCGAGGCGCUUCUCGACUUCACUGCGAGCUGCAUCAUCGAUUCCUUCUCCAAUGAGGUCAGCCGUAACGCCCUAGAGCGUUUACUGAAGAAGGUCGCCGAGGCUAAGAGCAAGGCUAUCUUGGAGGCUCGUAGCAAGAAGCUUCCCAGUGCUACCUUCGUCUCCAACUACCUCCAGAGCUUCCGUCCUCGCCCUCUUCCCGAGGGCCUUGAGGAGACUGCUGAGCUGGGCGAGGACUCUGGUAAGGCUCUCCUGCGCAAGGGUCUGAUGGCGAUGGCCCUGAAGACUGGCGAGGGCUACGAGGAGGCUGCUUCCUGCUUUGAAAAGGCUCUUGAGGCCGGUGAUCUCGGCGAAUUUGAGGCCCUUGCUCUUAACAUGCGAGCUACAUUCACGUACCUCGGCGGCAACGCUAUUGGUGCAUUGGAAGAUUUGAACAAGAGUGUGGAGCUUCAGCCGACCCUUGCCCAGAGCUACAUCAAGCGUGCUAGCUUGCACCUUGAGCUUGGAAACAAGGAUGCUGCUGCCGAUGACUUCGAACUUGCCAUUAACAGCAACAAAGACGACCCCGAUAUUUACUACCACCGCGCCCAGCUCCACUUCAUCUUGGGCGAAUUCGCCGAGGCCGCCAAGGAUUACCAGAAAUCCAUCGACCUCGACCGCUCGUUCAUCUUCUCCCACAUCCAGCUCGGCGUGACCCAAUACAAGAUGGGAUCUGUCGCUUCCGCCAUGGCCACUUUCCGUCGGUCGGUUAAGAACUUUGAAGAUGUUCCCGAUGUUUACAACUACUACGGAGAGCUCCUUCUGGACCAACAGAACUACGGUGAGGCCAUCGAAAAGUUCGACAAGGCCGUCGAGAUGGAGAAGCAGAGCAAGCCCAUGGGCAUUAACGUUCUGCCCUUGAUCAACAAGGCUCUUGCCCUCUUCCAGUGGAAGCAAGACUUCACUGAGGCGGAGAAUUUAUGCCAGAAGGCACUUAUCAUUGACCCCGAAUGUGAUAUUGCCGUUGGCACCAUGGCACAGCUGCUCCUGCAACAGGGCAAGGUCUCACAGGCCCUGAAGUACUUUGAGCGUGCUGCCGAGCUUGCCCGUACCGAGGCUGAGAUCGUCAACGCCAUAUCCUAUGCAGAGGCUACCCGCACCCAGCUUGAGGUCCAGGAGAAAUACCCGCAAUUGGCUGCCCGCCUGAACGCCAUGGGAGCCAUGGGUGCUGCUGGCCCUGCCAUGUAA